CUGCGACCACGGGCUCCACGUCCUCCUCCACCAGGACUUGCCUUGCCGACCCCCUGCUUCUGAAGAACUCCAUAGAACCCCCUUCCCUACUUGAUCCCUUCCGGAACAGCCUCCCCGGCUCUCUGCCAAUUCACCUCCCAGAUCCCUCCAAACUCAGCUUCUUUGUGAGACCCAGCUCGUCCAACCACACAAGUCCGUUUCUCUGAGGAGCCGGCCCCGUACUGUCGGGGUCCAGCGUUUGUACAUUAACUGUCUUAGUUCAACAAAGAAGACCCAAUGUUGAAAAGACGUCCAAGGUCUUCACUGCUCACCGGGAGGACGUUUGGGGAUAUUUAAAGAGACCUCAACCUUCUGUAGCCCUUCAGCCAUCAAAGGCCCUCUGCCUCACUGGAAUGUCCUGGCACUGUGGAGCCUGGCGAGCUGCCCACAGGGAGACAGAGCAGCGACCGCUGUCCCUGGCGCCAAGGACCCUGCGUGCUGGCGAGCUUGCCUGCUUGGCAGGUGGGCAGCAGAGGCACACUGACUGACGGGGUGUCUCGGCUCACGGACACACUGCACACCUCUUCCAGACACAAGCUACAGCCUGCUCUGCACGAGGAAGAUUCCAGGGCUUCAAAACCCUCGAAUGUGGACCACUCAGGACCUAAGAGAAAGUCCUCUGUUGAUGUAUUGUGGGGUUCGUAUGGAAGUAAUGUCACUUUAUAGUCAGUAAUACCACUGGGUGAGGAGCACUAUGCAGGGAGAAACCUUCCACAGAAAGACAGGCAGGGAGAAGCACAGGCUGACUGCAAGCUUGCCACACACAGCGAGCCUGAGAUAGACUGCAGGAUGGCCGAGUAGGGGGCCUUCAGAAGGAACGGAACCAGUGCCGGGAAGGAAGUUUCUCCUCUGAGUCACGAUACCAAAUAGGAAAAAUGAUCUACAAGUGCCCCAUGUGCAGGGAGUUCUUCUCUGAGAGAGCAGAUCUUUUCAUGCACCAGAAAAUCCACACGGCUGAGAAGCCCCAUAAAUGUGACAAGUGUGACAAGGGUUUCUUUCAUAUAUCAGAGCUUCAUAUUCACUGGCGAGACCACACAGGAGAGAAAGUGUAUAAAUGUGAUGAUUGUGGGAAGGAUUUUAGCACGACCACCAAGCUUAACAGGCACAAGAAAAUCCACACAGUAGAGAAGCCCUAUAAGUGCUAUGAGUGUGGCAAGGCUUUCAACUGGAGCUCCCACCUGCAAAUUCACAUGAGGGUGCACACGGGAGAGAAGCCCUACGUCUGCAGUGAGUGCGGGAGGGGCUUCAGUAACAGCUCCAACCUGUGCAUGCACCAGAGGGUGCACACUGGGGAGAAGCCCUUCAAGUGUGAGGAGUGUGGGAAGGCCUUCCGGCACACGUCCAGCCUCUGCAUGCACCAGAGGGUGCACACCGGCGAGAAACCCUAUAAAUGUUACGAGUGUGGGAAGGCCUUCAGCCAGAGCUCCAGUCUGUGCAUCCACCAGAGGGUGCACACUGGGGAGAAGCCCUACAGGUGCUGUGGGUGCGGGAAGGCCUUUAGCCAGAGCUCCAGCCUGUGUAUCCACCAGAGGGUGCACACUGGAGAGAAGCCUUUCAAAUGUGAUGAGUGCGGGAAGGCCUUCAGCCAGAGCACCAGCCUGUGCAUCCACCAGAGAGUGCACACCAAGGAGAGAAACCAUCUGAAGAUAGCUGUCAUAUAGAAAGAGCUUGCUGAGAGUUCAUAAUCCGAAAACCCCUAAGUGCCGCUAGGAAGUAACCCUGAGUACCUUCAUUGACCCAGAAUACUUGCAGCAAUCCCUGGCAGAACACUGAGGAGGCUUAGGUGAGGCAUUGUUUGUUCAUUCACACCAGUGUGUCCCUCAGCUUGACUUUGAACAUGGAAUCUGAUUGUAUGCCCAGUUCAGACAGCCUGUCCCAUCCCUGCCUGUCAUGCUAUAUGUGUCUUCUGAGAUUCUGGCACUAAGCCUCAGUGGUUGAAAUGAUACCCAAAACCCUUGAGCAGUGCCUGGAGUCGCUUUUUGUCUGUACUGUUCUUCAAAGCUCCCUUUCAGAGCUCAUGACCCUUCCUUCCUCACAAUUCAAGUCUACUGGUCAAUGCACUUGAAAACGGACAGCCCCGCUAAGAGCAUAUAUAUAUUGUGGUAUUUUUGAGGUGGCCACUUCACUUGGGCUGCCAUAGCCUUCCAUAGCUCCUGUCACUUCUGAGCCCACUUGACCUCCUCGCCACUCUUCCUAGAUGGCAUUGAUUCAUUUUAGAUUAGGUGGCUCACUCGGCCUGACAGCCUGGAACUUUUAGUUUUGUGGACUCAGCUAAUCACUGUCUCCAUGUUGGACUUAGUUUCUAGUGGUUGCUUCACGUAUUUUUAACUUGAAUUUUUUUUUUAAGUAGCUGAAUGUAAAUAGCAGGGAGGAAGAAGCAAGGUGCACACUUGUCUCCAGCCUUGUCCCAAGUGGGCUCCUUCCAAGCAGGGUGGGGGCCUUCAAGGGAACCCAGGAGGAGCUGCUGUCCCUGUUUAUGUCAUCUUGGGCAAUAAUGUGUCCGAGUCAUCACGGACCGGACCGUGUGCAUACCAGUUCCUUUGCAGGCAUGGACAUGUAUUGUUAACCCAUCUUCUUUUCCGUCUUUUCCGUCUUCAUUCGUUCAACAAGUAUUUAUUGAACGCCUGAGUGCCAGGCACUAUGCUAGGUGCUAGGAAUGCCACUGGAUCAGAUAGACAAGGGCCCUACUCAUGGAGGCAACUUCUGGUGGGGCAGACAGGUGAUAAGCAAGUAAGCAAAUAAAUAAUGUAGUUUGAGGUAGUGAUUAAGUGCUAUGAAGAAAUAAACUAGGGUGGUAUGUAGUGGGGGGUGGGGGGAGAGCAUUCGCCAGGGUCCGGGGCAGCCAGCCUUGCUGAGGGCACCUGGGACCAGGUGGAGGGGGUGCUGGGCCACAGUGCAGGUGCUGCUUGCUGGGGACAGGAGGGAGGCGGGCACUGGCAUUGACGUGGGGAGGGGAGAGGCCCGGCUGCUCGGUAUCUUGACUUCUGUAAACCUGUUGUUUUGUUUGUUUGAUUUGUUUUUUGUUGGAUAUUAUAAACUUACAUGGAGGAACUCAAGGAAUGUUUAGAAGACCAAAAGUCCCCAGUGACAAGAACAAAAAGUGACCAGUUUUUCACAUCGUUUCUCUUCUCAUUCCCAUUCUCAUGUGUGUCCCACAUGCAGUCCUUUUGCUCAGGAAGUCUUUGGGGAAAUUAAGGACCUGUGACAAAGUGGGCAGUCAGGUGGUAGCGUCUGUCGGCUGUCUAAGAGGCUGAGAGAUGUCUUCUCAAGGUGGUCAUGGAGUGCCAAGAUGACCCCUGCCCUGGGGUUGUCUUCAUCCUGGGAUGAAGACAGCUUCUGGCCAGAGCAAGACUGAGAUUGUCACCGCCUGGAUCUUGGUGCCGACAGCUCUGCCAACAGCCUCUGAUUUGCCGCCACCCUGUCCUGUCCAGAGUACCAGGCACAGGUACUGGCUGCAGCCGCCCCAGGCCUGAUGGCCACCACAGCAAUUUACUGUAGUGUCUUAUCACUUCAUGUCACCAUAGCGUGGAGCAUUAGAGAAAAGCCUAGACUUUUAGUUAAUAGAGAGCCAGUUGAAAUACCAUUGGUAGAAUUUUAGUUUUAGGAUAAAUCGAUUUGAUUUCUAGCUUUAUUACUAUUAGGUAUGUGAGCUUGGUAAAAAAUUGUUUAAUCUUUUGAGUCUGGUUCUCACAAAAUGAGGACAUUAGACUUAAGUAAUUUCUGAGUUUCCAGCUAGUCCUAGAGUUCUAUAUUUCUACAUAGUUGAAUUAUUUUAUCAUGCUGUUGCUGGGAAAAUGACUAACACUUUUGAAGCUACUAAUUUUAUGUCGAGCUUUAAAGUCCAUAAUUGUUAUCUUCAGAAAAUAUUAUUUGACCUACAGUAUGUCCAAAUCAAUUUAAUAAAACCACUUUAUAACAGGG
Messenger RNA from Perognathus longimembris pacificus (Pacific pocket mouse), 3960 nucleotides. RefSeq names its product zinc finger protein 664 (gene Znf664). Gene Ontology annotation, cellular component: nucleus. NCBI's taxonomy places the organism in Eukaryota, Metazoa, Chordata, Mammalia, Rodentia, Heteromyidae. The transcript is spliced from 4 exons. The record is from RefSeq and is a predicted model, not a curated record. Gene Ontology annotation, molecular function: DNA-binding transcription factor activity, RNA polymerase II-specific; RNA polymerase II cis-regulatory region sequence-specific DNA binding. The coding region runs from base 915 to 1700 and encodes 261 amino acids. Gene Ontology annotation, biological process: regulation of transcription by RNA polymerase II; central nervous system development.